GACGGCUGGUUGGUGGAAUCAGUCGGUCAAUUGGACACAGACGACGCGGAAGAGCAAUCAGUGUAAGCGCGCGGCCAAUAUCAAAACAAAAAUUCAAAACUUACUUAAAUUACAUAAGCGCGUAGUGAAAGAGUGCGCAUAAAAUUAUAAGUUUGUGUUUGUGUUGUGUUAUUUGUUUUCGUAAUUCAUUUGUAAACACUGCAAGCAUGUUGGAGAGCAGACCAAAGCAAAAUAUUGCGGUAAAAAGUGUGCCGGCCGACACCGCGCUGCUGGAACAACAAAGUGACUUACUUUCACCACAAGUUUUGGACGCUUACCGCGAGUUAGCCAAUCGCAAUGCCAUCGGCGAUUUCGAAUUGGCUGUGCAGCCCAUAGGCGGGCCUGGUGAAAAUUCCUAUGGCUCCGUGCUGAAAGUACGUUUAACGCCUACAAGCGCGCCAACGAAGUCAGCUGCGUUGCAUACGAUUUUGAAGAUCGCACCUACAAGCCCAGCGCGCCGCACACAUAUGCGCGUCAAGGACGUGUACACACGAGAAGUGUUUAUGUACGCAAAUGUGUUUAGUGAGUUUAAUGCGCUGCACGCGCCACACGCGGUAGGAGUAACGCGCGCGCAGUUUAGUGCCGCGCCGCAAAUGUUAUACGCUUCGUUGAAGGACGACACUGAGUUUAUAAUUUUUGAGGAUUUAACCGCCGUAGAUUUUGCAAUCAACUCACGUACCAAUCUACCCACCUAUGAUUUGGUGGUGUGCGCCUUUCGUGCGCUCGCGCAGUUGCAUGCCAUGUCGUUUGUAUUGCAGGCGCGUCAGCCAGCGCGCUUUGCCGCGUUGGUCGCACAAAUGGAUGAUAACCUCUUUACGCCGGACAUGGAGGAAGUGUCAGUGGAGUUUGGCAAGAAAUAUGUGCGGCGCACACGUCACUUGCUCGAGGCAGACUUGAAGCUGAGCGGCGAAGAUACGCCACAGAUGCGUGAGGUGCUGCUGGCGCUGCAUAAAAUUGAGGAUAAUUUCCACAGCAUUUGUUUGGAUGCAGUCGAUGGCGCGGCGUAUGCGCCCUACUCGGUUAUAUGUCACGGCGAUUUCUGGAAUAACAACAUACUCUACAAAUUUGAUUCCAACAACAAACAACGCAACACCGCCAUCAAGGCCAAACUGAUUGACUUUCAAAUUUCGCGCUACUCACCGCCAAUCUUGGAUCUGGUACACUAUCUUUAUGCCUGCACAGAGAAACCGCUACGCGAUGCGCAUUUCAAUGAAUUCAUGCAAAUCUAUUACGACACAUUGGCACAGUUUAUACGCGACUACGAAUUGGACCCGGCUGUCCUAUAUCCCGAAGCAAUAUUCCGCCAACAAUUAAGACAAUUCGGCGUCUAUGGUUAUUGCAUGUCCGCGUUUGCAGUGCCAUUCUUCGUGUCGAAUGCGAGUGAAUUACCAGAUUUGGAUAAAGUCUCCGAGGCGAUACAAGAACUCUCCUCAUGUUCAUCAUCAUCGGACUCUUCGGACACAGAUGCAGCAAGCGAUGACGGGAACGGAGCACAACAAAGUGACGUGGAACAGCAGCGACAGAAGAGCAACUACAACAAAACAAUGUCUACAAAAAGUCAAAACGCCGCAGAGUUGGUCGAUGAACUGGAUAUUUUGACCGAACGCACGCUGCCCAUAUUUAAAAGGCGUAUGAUUGGCAAUGUUUUAGAUUUGCAGAAGUACGACAUGCUUGAAGCCGUAUUGAAGUAUUAAUGGAUAAAUGUGAAAGGGAGAGCGCGGUCAGCGUGAUAGGGAAAGAAAAUAGUACAUUAGCGGAAGUGUAAAGAGUGUAAGAGAGUCAUUGGGGAAAGAAAGAGACAGAGGGAAAGUGAAAGAGAGUGAAAAAAGGGGAAGAGAGAGAGAAAGUGUAAGAAAGGGAACGAGAGAGGGAGAGAGAGUGAAAGAGAGAGAGAGGGAAAGUAAAAUAGAAAAGGGGGGUAAAGAGAGAGAGAGGGAAAAAAGAGAGAGAGCGGUAAAUAGAGAGAAGGUAGAAGGAAAGAGAGGAAUGAAAAGAGGGAGAGGGGCAUAGAUAAAGAGAAAGGGAUAAAUAUAGAGGGAAAGAGAGAUAGAAAGGAGAAGAGAGAGAGAGGGAGAGAGGAAAAUACAGGGCAAAAAAGAGAGAUAGAAAAGGUAUAGAGAGAUAGAGUGUGGUGUAUUACAGGUUGUGGUGAAAAUAUUUGGUUGUUCAAGGAAGUUGUACAAAUUGAAAGCAUUAAUUUGGCAGCAAACAGCUUAAACUGAGUUACUCACAAAAGCAUUCCAGUAAAAAAAAUUGAGAAGAGAAUUGUACAUAUUGAAUUAAGCUAUAAUAUGCGCUUCAGAAAGUUACUUAAUUAAGUCAAUUAGUGUUUAUUUCCACCAUUAAAAGUAUUAAUGCAAACAAUUAGCUAAUUGACUCAAUUAAGUUGCUGACUGAAACGCCAAUAAACGUGUUUAAACUCAAUGAAGUUUAUUAGAAAGUGACUUAGUAGCGCUACCCACCAAAUUAUAAUUAUUUUAAUAACAAAGUGCCAUGUAGUGCCGUUAGAGUGAAGCGUGAACUCAUUAAUUGUGUUGAUAAUUAUAUUAAAUUAUAUAUAUUUUAUUAAGUGGCGCAGUAGUAAACACCCUGUAAGAGUGCUGCGACUUUGAUAUUGAAAGUAUUUACAUUUGUAAUAAAAGAAAAAUAGUAAAAGAUGGUGAAAAAUAUUUGCUACUAUAUUUAUAACUAUAUAAAUUGUUGUUAUAUAUGUAUGUAUGUAUGUAGAGGUAGUGAUUAAUUAGCAGAAUUGAAAUACUAUAGAAGCUAACAAAGGUACCUAUUAUGAGUUAAACAUAAAAGUGAUUAAAUUAAACAAAAUAAAAAGCGACAAAUAGUAGAAAUAAACAACAACUACAAAAAUGUGAUUUAAAGCAAUUGUACAAAGCAGCGUAAUAUUUAUAAUAACAGUUUUUGCUUGUAAUAAAACUAUUUAAAUAAACCAAUUCAUUACGUAUAACA
Messenger RNA from Bactrocera dorsalis (oriental fruit fly), 3000 nucleotides. RefSeq lists its product as uncharacterized. The transcript has 2 exons. The record is from RefSeq and is a predicted model, not a curated record. Bases 207 to 1733 code for a protein of 508 amino acids. Lineage: Eukaryota; Metazoa; Arthropoda; Insecta; Diptera; Tephritidae.